Messenger RNA from Rhodamnia argentea, 722 nucleotides. Its product is annotated as 50S ribosomal protein L20. The transcript has 2 exons. NCBI's taxonomy places the organism in Eukaryota, Viridiplantae, Streptophyta, Magnoliopsida, Myrtales, Myrtaceae. Gene Ontology annotation, molecular function: rRNA binding; structural constituent of ribosome. Bases 128 to 505 code for a protein of 125 amino acids. Gene Ontology annotation, cellular component: ribosome. The record is from RefSeq and is a predicted model, not a curated record. Gene Ontology annotation, biological process: translation; ribosomal large subunit assembly.
AGUCCCUCAAACUGAGCGAAGUAGCGAGCGAACUCUCCCAAACAAUAUAACUUUCUAAUCCUCUCGAUCGAAGCUCCGGUUUGAUCGGUGUUGAUUUUCUUGACUGGGGUUUGAAGCGGAGACAAAGAUGAACAAAGCGAAGGUGUUCAAGCUAGCGAAAGGUUUCAGAGGGAGGGCGAAGAACUGCAUCCGGAUCGCGAGGGAGAGGGUGGAGAAGGCGUUGCAGUACUCUUACCGAGACCGCCGCAACAAGAAGCGCGACAUGCGUUCCCUCUGGAUUCAGCGCAUCAAUGCCGGCACUCGCAUCCACUCCGUCAACUAUGGCAACUUCAUGCAUGGACUAAUGAAGGAGAACAUUCAACUGAACAGAAAGGUCCUAUCGGAGAUCUCAAUGCACGAACCACAUAGUUUUAAGGCGCUCGUGGACAUUUCUCGUAAUGCCUUCCCUGGAAACAAGAAUGUGGUUCAUGCACCUAGGAAAGUGGCCAUGCCACUUAGUGUCUAAUAGUUGACUUGACCUUCCUGUCUUGCUCUCGGUCUCAUGGAAACCAAGUGCUUGUUGUUCCUGAUGCACCCUUUUGGGGCCAACAGCGAUGGGAAUAAGUUAUCAAGUUUGUUUUUAUAUCUUCUUGCCGGGGCUCCUCCUCUCUCUUGCUUGAAUCUCAUAGGAAAAGAUUCUUUGGUGAUCCUUCCCAUACAUAUGAAACAUUUCCCUCUGUACU